This is a messenger RNA of Capsella rubella, 1631 nucleotides long. Its product is annotated as lysophospholipid acyltransferase LPEAT1. Gene Ontology annotation, molecular function: lysophosphatidylethanolamine acyltransferase activity. The record is from RefSeq and is a predicted model, not a curated record. Gene Ontology annotation, biological process: phospholipid metabolic process. Bases 226 to 1392 code for a protein of 388 amino acids. The transcript is spliced from 9 exons. Lineage: Eukaryota; Viridiplantae; Streptophyta; Magnoliopsida; Brassicales; Brassicaceae. Gene Ontology annotation, cellular component: endoplasmic reticulum.
UAAAAACGUGUGCUUGAAAGCUGAAAUCUUCACGGGAAAUCUAGAGACGGCGAAGGGAAAAGAAAAGAAAAGGAUGACACUUUCGUCAGAUCCAUCAUCAUCUUCAUCCAUGUAUCACACGAAUCCACUCUCCGUCGUGUAAUUCCAAUACCUGAAACCCUCUCUUCCAUAAAACAAAAAAACAAAAAAAAAAGAGUAGUUUUUUUAGGUUAGGUGAAAAUAACAAUGGAAUCAGAGCUCAAAGAUAUGAUUUCGAAUCCACCUUCGAGCAAAGAGGAACGGCCCUUACUGAAAUCAGAAUCCGAUUUGGCUGCUGCCAUUGAAGAGCUAGACAAAAAGUUCGCACCUUACGCGAGGACGGAUUUGUAUGGGACGAUGGGUUUGGGUCCUUUCCCGAUGUCGGAGAAGAUUAAGUUGGCUCUGGCAAUGGUGACGCUUGUUCCACUGCGGUUUCUUCUCUCGAUGAGUCUCUUGCUUCUGUAUUACCUGAUUUGUAGGCUUUUUACGCUGUUUUCUGCUCCUUAUCGUGGGCCAGAGGAAGAGGAAGAUGAAGGUGGUGUCGUUGUUCAGGAAGAUUAUGCUCACAUGGGAGGAUGGAAAAGGACUGUUAUUGUGCGCUCUGGGAGGUUUCUUUCUAGGGUUUUGCUUUUCGUUUUUGGGUUUUACUGGAUUCACGAGAGCCGUUUGGAUCGUGACUCACCCUUGGAUUCCUGUCCUAAAACUACUUCUGCAGAGAUUAGCCAGAAAGGGGAAGCCGCCACAGAGGAACCUGAAAGACCUGGAGCCAUUGUGUCCAAUCACGUUUCAUACUUGGACAUUUUGUAUCAUAUGUCUGCUUCUUUUCCAAGUUUUGUCGCCAAGAGAUCAGUGGGCAAACUUCUUCUUGUUGGCCUCAUUAGCAAAUGCCUUGGUUGUGUCUAUGUUCAACGAGAAGCAAAAUCGCCUGAUUUCAAGGGUGUAUCUGGCACAGUAAAUGAGAGAGUUCGAGAAGCUCAUAGGAAUAAAUCUGCUCCAACGAUUAUGCUUUUUCCAGAAGGAACAACUACCAAUGGAGACUACCUACUUACAUUCAAGUCUGGUGCAUUUUUGGCUGGAACUCCUGUUCUUCCGGUAAUCUUAAAAUACCCAUACGAGCGGUUUAGCGUGGCAUGGGAUACAAUUUCCGGGGCACGCCACAUCUUAUUCCUUCUCUGUCAAUUCGUAAAUCACUUGGAAGUCAUACGGUUACCUGUAUACUACCCAUCACAAGAAGAGAAAGAUGAUCCCAAACUUUAUGCUAGCAAUGUUCGGAGAUUAAUGGCCACCGAGGGUAACUUGAUUUUAUCGGAUUUAGGACUUGGCGACAAAAGGAUAUACCACGCGACUCUCAAUGGUUUGUUUUGCAAAAGCUAAUAUGGAAACUCGAAAUUCGUGGUCCGUAUAUUUCAUUUAUUCAUAGGAGAAGGAAACCGUUUUAACACAACUUUAGUGAUACAGAGAAUAUAUCUUAUUUCUGAAACUUGUACUAUUUGCCUCUGUUCCCAGCUGAAGCAACUUUAGACACACACCAUACACACACAGCAUAUAGUUCUUCAUCCUCCUGAGAACUUCAAUGUAGAUCAAUGAUUCAAUCGAAAUACCAGGUUAAGAUC